Gekko japonicus is the source of this 206-nucleotide messenger RNA. Its product is annotated as 40S ribosomal protein S3-like. The record is from RefSeq and is a predicted model, not a curated record. The annotation marks the transcript as partial. The transcript has a single exon. Lineage: Eukaryota; Metazoa; Chordata; Lepidosauria; Squamata; Gekkonidae.
UCAGGCGUGCUGGGCAUCAAAGUGAAGAUCAUGCUGCCCUGGGACCCGAGCGGGAAGAUCGGGCCCAAGAAGCCCUUGCCGGACCACGUCAGCAUCGUGGAGCCCAAGGACGAGAUCCUGCCCACCACCCCCAUCUCGGAGCAGAAGGGCACCAAGCCGGAGCAGCAGCCCCCCAUGCCUCAGCCGGUCCCCACCGCCUAAGGGGG